UGUGUGGUACGCAUUGCACGUGUGAUUAAAUAUCCGUUAUCAGCGUUACGGUUUUGCUACAAAUUUGUGGCUAUAAUUUGCACAAAAUUCGUAAUAAUGUUGUCUGUUGGUAGAAUAACAUCAGGCUGCUUACGCAGCGGCUCGAACUGCCUGAGAUCGUUCAGUCAGCAAGGUCAAAUUUCAAGUUUAUCAAGAACGGGUGCAUGGAGCAUCGUCAACACAGACAACACACAGUCGAGGCGCUUAUACUCCUCCGAUGGCGUCAAAGGCAGCGUUAUCGGCAUCGAUCUCGGCACCACAAACUCCUGUGUAGCCAUCAUGGAAGGAAAAACAGCCAAGGUCCUUGAGAACGCUGAGGGCGCCAGAACGACACCGUCCGUAGUCGCAUUCACAGCUGAUGGGGAACGGUUGGUCGGCAUGCCCGCCAAACGACAAGCAGUAACAAAUUCCAAAAACACAUUAUAUGCAACGAAACGACUGAUCGGCAGAAAGUUCACCGAUCCUGAAACACAGAAAGACAUUAAGACUGUCUCGUUUGAUAUAACAAAGGCCAGCAACGGUGAUGCAUGGCUCAAGGCACAUGACAAAGUAUACUCACCGAGUCAAAUCGGAGCGUUCGUCCUGAUCAAGAUGAAGGAAACGGCAGAAAACUAUCUUGGUACUCCAGCAAAGAAUGCCGUCAUUACGGUUCCAGCAUACUUUAACGAUUCACAGAGACAGGCAACUAAAGAUGCUGGCCAGAUUGCAGGACUUAACGUUCUGAGAGUGAUUAACGAACCUACUGCUGCUGCUCUUGCAUACGGCAUGGACAAGACAGACGACAAAAUCAUUGCUGUGUACGAUCUCGGAGGUGGCACCUUUGACAUCUCAGUUCUGGAGAUCCAGAAGGGAGUCUUUGAAGUCAAGUCCACAAACGGUGAUACAUUCCUCGGUGGUGAAGACUUCGACAACGAACUCCUCAAGUUCCUCGUAAAAGAAUUCCAGAAAGAGCAAGGGAUUGACAUCACAAAGGACAACAUGGCAUUACAGAGACUCCGAGAGGCCGCUGAGAAAGCCAAGAUUGAACUCUCGUCAUCUCUCCAGACCGACAUCAACCUACCGUACUUGACGAUGGACGCCUCCGGACCAAAACACAUGAACAUGAAGCUGUCGAGAGCAAAGUUUGAAUCCAUCGUAGAAACCUUGAUCAAGAGAACCAUCGGACCUUGUAAGAAGGCCAUCCAAGAUGCAGAGGUUGCUAGCUCAGACAUCAAGGAGGUCUUGCUGGUCGGUGGGAUGACCCGCAUGCCUAAGGUUCAAGACACAGUCAAGGAUCUUUUCGGCCGCACCCCAAGCAAGUCUGUCAACCCAGAUGAGGCAGUAGCCAUGGGUGCUGCUAUCCAGGGAGGUGUCCUCGCUGGUGAUGUCACAGACGUCCUCCUCCUCGACGUCACUCCUCUGUCCCUCGGUAUCGAGACACUCGGCGGAGUCUUUACUAAACUUAUCAACAGAAAUACCACCAUCCCAACCAAGAAGGGACAGGUGUUUUCCACAGCUGCUGAUGGCCAGACGCAGGUAGAGAUCAAAGUGUGCCAAGGUGAACGUGAGAUGGCAGUCGACAACAAGGUUCUCGGGCAAUUCCAGCUGGUUGGAAUUCCCCCAGCACCACGUGGAGUUCCCCAGAUUGAGGUUGCCUUUGACAUUGAUGCCAACGGUAUCGUCAACGUAUCGGCAAGAGACAAGGGAACCGGCAAAGAACAACAGAUCGUUAUUCAGUCGUCUGGCGGACUCAGUAAGGAUGAGAUCGAAAACAUGGUGCUGAACGCUGAGAAAUACGCUGAGGAGGAUCGCAAGAAAAAGGAUGCUGUGGAGGCUGUCAAUCAAGCCGAGAACAUCGUACACGACACAGAAAGCAAGAUGGAAGAAUUCAAGGACCAACUCCCUGCCGAUGAGUGUGAGAAACUGAAGGAAGAGAUCACCAAGGUGAAAGAGAUUCUGGCCAAGAAAGAUACCGAGUCGGCUGAGGACAUCAAGCAAGCUGCAUCCACCCUCCAGCAGGCAUCACUCAAGCUCUUUGAGAUUGCUUACAAGAAGAUGGCAUCAGAGAGAGACCAAAGCAGUGGGGGUGGAAGCAGUGACAGCAGCAGCGGCGACGGCACCAGCAGCGGCGACAGCACUGGCAGCAGCGACAGCACCAGCAGCAGCGGUCCCGAGGAAACGACGGAGCAAAAGAAAGAGAACUAGACACCUCGUUAAUUAAUCAUUGCCAUUUGAGACUGUUUAUUAAAUUAUGACGUAGAGGAGAUCAAAGUGGAGAGGACCCUUUUGAUUGACUGCCAGGGGCGGUAGAUCCUCUGCUGGUGUUCCCCGGAGGUGUACAUGUAUAAAGUUUUCAGAGGUGUGGGAAGGUGCAUCUCAUUCCCUGCAGCCGAUUUUACGAAACGCUUCAAUUAAUCCUAUCUCGAGUUGGAACGAGUAACUCAUCCUAACUUAGGAU
Molecule: messenger RNA, 2476 nt
Organism: Asterias rubens (European starfish)
Lineage: Eukaryota; Metazoa; Echinodermata; Asteroidea; Forcipulatida; Asteriidae
Product: stress-70 protein, mitochondrial-like
Exons: 14
Coding region: 97-2223 (708 amino acids)
Biological process (GO): protein refolding; cellular response to unfolded protein
Cellular component (GO): mitochondrion; cytoplasm
Molecular function (GO): heat shock protein binding; ATP hydrolysis activity; misfolded protein binding
Source: RefSeq, a predicted model, not a curated record